Naegleria lovaniensis is the source of this 2544-nucleotide messenger RNA. RefSeq lists its product as uncharacterized. NCBI's taxonomy places the organism in Eukaryota, Heterolobosea, Eutetramitea, Acrasida, Naegleriidae. Bases 1 to 2544 code for a protein of 847 amino acids. The transcript is spliced from 3 exons. The record is from RefSeq and is a predicted model, not a curated record.
AUGUCAAAAAGGCCAAAGCCAAACGACUCCUCGUUGUCUCUCUCAGACUCAACUAAGAAACCUAAAACUUAUGGAGAUUCUAUUUCAAACCCUCUCGUUGUGGAAGAAGAACAACAAUCUCCUCGUACAUAUGCACGGAUUGAAACAUCUGCAAGCCCUGUUCAAAUGAACGGAGAGGAAGCCGACCGCAACGAGUCCUCAUCCACUAUGGAUAGGGACUCCACCAGUAUGACCGAUGCAAACCACAAGAAGAAGACGUCCAAAAAGAGGGUAGGAAAAACCCACGAAGGAACAAAACAUAAAUGGACCGAUGCCGUUGACACCAUCCUUAUCUCUACUGUAGCAGGAGCUACCAAGCAAAACAAACAGAUUUCUUGGGUACACGCCUUUCCUGCCUUCCAGAAAGCAAUGAAGGAGAAGUUUGAUCCUCGUUUAACACCUACUUCCCUCCGAAAACGUUUUAGUGCUCUCCUUAAGAAUCAUGAGAUGAAAAACUCCUACGACCUUCAAGAAAAAGGAGGUAUUUUAGCUCAAAACCUUCUUCUCGAGCAAGUGCAACGCAAAAUCAAAGAUGCUCAAAUGGGUCGAAUAGAGGAUAGUUAUGAGAAGAUUGCAAGGUGUACCUCCAACGAAACUGCUUUGGCGCUUACAUCCAAUGAUCAAAACAACAAAUACUUGCCUCAGGCGAUUGGAACCUUAGACUUCUUUGCCAUUAAUGUCAGAAACCUUUCCAUCUUUUAUCUCGACCGAUAUGGAUUGUUAGACUCUUCCCAAAUGCAUCAAGGCUCGUUGCAAGUGUUAAAAGGACUGGGUAAAAUCUUUGCCUUGGAACCUCGUUUGUUGGCAACGGAGGGUAUUGAUGCUGGACAUGUUGGAACAUACGCUUCAGUGUUAAAAAGUCUUGGUUAUGAGAAACCCAAUCAAUACUUUUUUGAGUGGUUUAAGAAGAUGUGUAUGGAUCGCUUCCAAAACGAAGAUCAAGUUAUACUUCCACAAGAAACAGAGUUUGCGGUGGAACCAAAAGAAGAGUGUUUUGGUUCCAUAUCCCUCCAAGACAUGGUGAAGAUGAACAGCACACCCAACAUCAUUGGUAUUAAGGUGGAAGGGUCACGAUUUGUUGGUGAAUUUUGCCCUGUGCGCUUGGAAGUCGUGAAAACCUCUGAGUAUGGCAGUAUAGGAACCAAAACAGGUACCUAUAACGGAUUUAGCGAUCAUCAACACAAGAAUUGCAGAAUCUUGUGUGAAGACAAAUUAAUAAGAAAAGUUGACAUGAAUCAUUAUUAUGUGACCAGUUGCCACAACAAACAGUUCGAAAAAGUGUCUGUUGAUACCAUGAAGAAGGUGUGGAAAGAGGAGUUUGAGACAAACCUUGAGUCGUCUUCAAAAGGUACCAUAAUGUAUUCAAGCACUGUUCAAGAUCCUGGAAAAUUUCUGAGACGAGCUCACAUUCCUUUUGAUCUAAAGCCAACAAAUGACAAACUUCUUCAACAGUGGAUGAAUGCUGAGAAGAAAUUGCUUGAACUUGCCAACCCAAAAGCUAAAUUGGAUGAAGAAUUGAUAUUGAAGUAUGUUAGUGUACUGACUGGAUUGUGGUUGGCAGACGGGAGUUUUCAAGAACCAAAAUUCUAUUUAGGCAAGGAUGAACAUCAGAUUUUCGAUUGGGUGUUCAACGUUGCAAAACUGUUAUUUCCAGAUAUUCCUUGUUCAAGAUUACAUGUUUUCAACAAGAUUCUUUACCGUGGAAAUAACACAAAGAAGGAGGAGGAUGAUCACCAGGUGUUCCAAGACCAUGAUGACCCUCAAGAACAAUCCUCAGAGGAGUUGAUGAAUCGUUAUCGAUCCAUGCUUCGUCAAAGAUCCGAGCACCAUAAUUGGUAUCAUUUCAAGAAAGAACAAUAUGAUGACAUUCUCAAGCAUGUCAUUGCAAUUCCAUACAAUUCGACAGAGGAAUCAAACUUGCUCCAACAUGGUUACGAACCAAUGAUGUUGGUGGUUUGGUUUCAACAUCCCAAUUGGAUUCAAACCAUGAGAGAGAUUCAAACCCUCGUUGGAACUGCCAAGAAUUAUCCUCAAUAUUUUUAUUUGGCACCCAAAACAUUUUGUCUUGGGUUUUUACUUGGUUUUACCUAUGGUGAUGGUUAUAAAGAAAAGCAUAAGAACGUAUUCAGUGUCAGUCAAAAAGAUAUUGCAGCCCUUCAUUUAUUAAGGUGGUAUUGCUCUCAACAGGGAAUGUCAUCGUCAUCAAUUUACCAAUCAAAGCAAGUGUUUAGUUUCCGUUUCUAUGGACCUGGACUGGUUUAUUUCACAGAUGAGCUUUUCAAAAAGAAGAGCAAAGAUGGAGAUUCUUCGUCAAUUCCUCGAAUGCUGUCUCUUCCUUAUCAUUACGACCACCAGCUAAUGGAAGAAAAGAUCAAAGUUUCUGUUUUGGAUCCCAGGGUUCAAUUCCUUGUUACAGCUAGAGGUGCAGUUUAUAACGUUGGAAAGAAUACUUUCAUCCACUACCUCCAUGACUGUAAUGAUGGUAAAAUCAUCAAACAUGCAUGA